AUGCACUUGUCUCUUAUCCUCGCGGUGGUGAUACCCGUGGCUGUGCAGGCGACCGCCCUGCCGGACGACCACUCUGACGUCCACGGCUUGAUCUUGGAGAGGCAGGCGCCCGGAACACCGCAGUACAACUGCCACGCCGACUGCGGCGCCGCUUCGGCCGGCAGGCGAGAUCCAGCGCACUGCAGCAACUCGACGUGGACGGCCGCGUACGAUGACUGUCUGGAGUGCGCGCUGGACUUCAACAUCUGGACCAUCUACGGCGGCGGCGUCUCCUCUGCCGCCUCGUCCUGCGGGCUGUCUCCCACGCCUUCGCCAUCGGGCGACACGCCGACUGCGCCGCCUGUGACCACGUCGUCGUCGUCCUCCUCCUCCUCCCCCGCGAGCUUGCCUACCACCACCACCGCCUAUCCCUACCAGCGCUGCUUCGAAUCCUAA
This is a messenger RNA of Lasiosphaeria miniovina, 435 nucleotides long. RefSeq lists its product as uncharacterized. The transcript is spliced from 3 exons. The record is from RefSeq and is a predicted model, not a curated record. NCBI's taxonomy places the organism in Eukaryota, Fungi, Ascomycota, Sordariomycetes, Sordariales, Lasiosphaeriaceae. The coding region runs from base 1 to 435 and encodes 144 amino acids.